Messenger RNA from Gavialis gangeticus (Gharial), 4464 nucleotides. RefSeq names its product chromosome unknown C6orf62 homolog (gene CUNH6orf62). The transcript has 5 exons. The record is from RefSeq and is a predicted model, not a curated record. NCBI's taxonomy places the organism in Eukaryota, Metazoa, Chordata, Crocodylia, Gavialidae. The coding region runs from base 1546 to 2235 and encodes 229 amino acids.
UUCCCCUCCCCUCCCCCCUCCCCGCUUUCUUUUCUUCCUGCCUCGUCUCGGGCCGGGGCUUGGACCCCGCGUGACACCCAGCGCGGGGGGAUGCAUGGGGCGAGGCCGACACCACCUUUCUGCGGGUUUGGGGAGUGAGGUGUGAGGGGAAGUGAUUGCAGCUCGGUUUUUUUCCUUUUUUUUUUUUUUUUUUUUUUUUUUUGCCAAGGGGAAUUUAAAAAAACAAAUUAAUAUUUUUCCUUGAGGGAGAAAAAGUUAGGAUUGUUUUGGCACAGGGGUCUGCGCCAGGCGUUUCACUUCCAUCUCCCCCAGGUUUUCCCCCCCCCCCCCAGUUUGUUCAUUUUGGCACAGAAAUCUGCCCUUCCCCGGGCUCCCUCAGGGUUUUGUUUCCAUCUUCUCUCCCUCCGGGUUUUUUUACCCCGUUUGUUUGUUCCUGGUUUAGAGUCACCAUGAAGUGAGAGGGCUGUGCCCCUGCCGCACCCAGCGGGUGUCUCGCUGCCUCAGGCAGCCUGCCCAGUUGCGGGAGGAGAGGCCAGAAGUCAGCCAUGCAUGGUCCUAGCUAAACCAGGCUCGGGCAGUAGAGAGAGGAGGAUCCUGGGGCAGGGGAUCAGUUUCCGAAGGAGCCUGUCAGGUUUUGGGGGAUGUAGAGCUCUCACUGUGGUGGGCAGCCAGGACUGGGGGCUUGCAUAGGGCUCGACUCUCCAGGGGAGAGAGUCCCGUCCCUUCACCCCCCACCCACCCUUUGUCUGUGGCCAUCAUGAUCCCCCUUCUCAGCAGUGGCAGCCUCAGGGCGGUGAUGUGCCUGAUGAUGAGCAGGAUGAAGUUAGAAAUGACUCCGCUGUUUUUCCUCUUUGCUCCCCUGCAAAUCAGCACCACGUCUGUAGUUGACGAUUCCGUUGUUGGCAGGGAAAUCUCGUACCUCCCAGGACGUGCACUCCUCCUCUGCACCCUUUUCUCUGCUCUCCACCAAGUGUAAUAAUUUUAAAGGUUAACGAAGGAAAAAAAAGAGGGACAGGGACAGGCAACCUAGCAAUAGUGGAAACCUGAGAAUAAUAGCAGAGUCAUGAAUCUGGCUGGGGUAAAGCGCAAUUUGUAAUUUCAGUUUCUUCUUUUUUUUUCUUGUUUUGUAAGGGCAGAAAUAAUCCCCACAUGGAUUGGGCUUGUGCCAGUUGCUUUUUGUUGUACACGUAAAUUGUGAUCACUUCCCCGCAUCCCUAUUCUCACCCACUUAUUCCUGCGGUUAAACUGUUCACACCAAUGUAUCUUCUUAAAAAUUGUUAGCGUUUUUUUUUUUCUUGGUACUUUUUGCCGAAUCUCCUUGUCCAACCAUGGUUGGACAGCGGCUUAUUUUGUUUCUUGACCCCUUUAAUAUGACAGUCUCAUAAAAUAUUGCCUGAGGUGCGUUUUUUGGGUUACAUUCGCGUUUUAUCUAUUCAAUUGUAUUAGCAGGAAUAAAAUGACUUGUUUCUGUUGUACUUGAGUCUUAUGAAAAAGUGCCCAUAGCUUAGUGACAGUUUCCAAAGGCUUUAGUACCACCUUACAAAAAUGGGGGACCCAAACUCCCGGAAGAAACAAGCUCUGAACAGACUACGUGCUCAGCUUAGAAAGAAAAAAGAAUCUCUAGCUGACCAGUUUGACUUCAAGAUGUAUAUUGCCUUUGUAUUCAAAGACAAGAAGAAAAAGUCAGCGCUUUUUGAAGUGUCUGAAGUGAUACCAGUCAUGACCAAUAAUUACGAAGAAAAUAUCCUGAAAGGUGUGCGGGAUUCCAGCUAUUCUUUGGAAAGUUCCAUAGAGCUUCUGCAGAAAGAUGUAGUACAGCUUCAUGCGCCCCGCUACCAAUCCAUGCGCAGGGAUGUGAUUGGCUGUACCCAGGAGAUGGACUUCAUUCUUUGGCCUCGUAAUGAUAUUGAGAAGAUAGUCUGUCUCCUGUUUUCUCGGUGGAAGGGAUCUGAUGAGCCCUUUAGGCCUGUUCAGGCCAAGUUUGAAUUUCACCACGGUGACUAUGAAAAACAGUUUCUGCAUGUUCUGAGCCGAAAGGACAAGACUGGAAUUGUUAUCAACAACCCUAACCAGUCAGUGUUUCUCUUCAUUGACAGACAGCACUUGCAGACUCCAAAAAACAAAGCUACAAUCUUCAAGUUAUGCAGCAUCUGCCUGUACCUGCCACAGGAACAGCUCACCCACUGGGCGGUUGGUACCAUAGAGGAGCACCUCCGUCCUUAUAUGCCAGAGUAGGGUACUGGCCAGCAAAAUGGGGAAGAUCACAGAAAGCAGCAGUGAAUUCUUACUUUCCUCACCACUUUUAUUCUUUCAGAAUGUAGAAGAAAAUGGACUCAUGUUCAGAACACUAUACAUUGUGAAACGUGGUCAUUCUGGAUUUUUUUUUUCAUUUGUAUCUCAGAACUUUUAAUUUUUUUUAAAUGUUUUCUGCAUGGACCUUAUGAAAGAGAGGAUGCUCUGCACACUUCUGCAUUGCAUCAGCAUCUUACUAAAUGUGAAAUGAAGAGACUGUUGUACACUGAAACAAAUGUAUCUGAAAGCACGAGGUGAUCAUUUGUGGUGGUAUUCCCAUUUGUGCUGGUCAUUUUCCCCCUAACAUCUAUAAUGUUAGUCAUCAGUAUUGCAAGGGUGAGAAGUGAAUGUAACAGGUAUAAAGCCUUAGCUUUGCUGUUAAUGAUUGUAUUAAACAGCACUAUCAGAUUCAUUUAAAUGAACAGAAAAGUGGCUAUUAACAAUAGAAAAGUAAACACGGGAAAGAAAUCUUAAGGAAAAAAGCAUCUCAUUUAAUGUAGGCAUGUCUUGCCUUUUUUAUUUUGCUGGGCCAUGUUUAAGUUUACUGGCACUUUCAUUUUUGGAUCUCUUUCCCCAAGUUGCUGUAUAACUGUAUGAGAGUUGGAUACAUUUAUACAGAUUGAGGCAGACCUGGAGUCUGAAGUAACUAAAGCAGCUAAAAUUGAAGUAAAAAUAUAGCUGCAGAAACAAUGUUGGUAGAAGAUUAUUUUUUCCUGAGAGUUGAGACUUGUAAACUUGCUGGUGAACUGUGCAGGAAAUACUGGUUUCUAAAACAUUUCUUAUGGAAAACCCCUUGAGGUUUUUUUGGAAUAGACAUUAUAAAGCAGUGAACUGUAAAAUAGUGUUUGGAGUGUCAAAAGUUGGUUCUGACAGAACAUGAAGAUUGUGCAAUGAAAUAAGGAAGACUACUGUAUAGUUUUGAUGACGAAGGCUUUGCUUAAGGGUUGAGUACCUUACUGGAGUAAAUCUAUAUAAACCUGCUCCCUUUGGAUAAAACUAGUGCUUACCUGUUUCAAAUUUGUAUUUAGCUUUUGUUUGGAAUUGGAAGAAUUGGAAAUUUAAAUAAAUUAGGUGAAAAAAAAAUGUUAUUUUAUGCAAAACCUGUGGGUUGAAUUUAUUACAUGGCUCCUGUUAUCUUUUGACGGUAUUGCCCAUAACAGAUACUCUAGCCUUGUAAAAGCAAUCUGAAUGCAAAAAUGAGUGGCAAAGAGAUGUUCUUAACAUUGCUGAUAUGAUUAUGACAAUAUGAAAUCAAAUUGGCAAUUAAAAUAAUACACAUGACACUGUUAGUUGCACUUUGUGCUAGUUUUUGGGAAUACUUGGACAGUGUUCCUGCUGGUAGUGUUUACAGGAUCAAACCUCUGGUUUGUAGUAAGGCAAUUUAAAAAAAAAAAAAAAAAAAAAUUUUGGCCUGUAAGACAAGUAAUAGCAAAUACCAAAAUAUAACUUAAUCAGAUUUCCUUUCCAUUUUCAGGAUAUUGCUUGAAACAAUCAGGUUUCAAUAGCUUGAAUUAUGCAGCCUAAUCCCAAAUUAUUCAUGGUUUCUUUGAGGCUGGAAGUCAGUGUGUCACUGUCUGUAACUUUUCUUUGACUUUUCAGGUGGUUGCUUUCUCUGUUGAGAUUUUGAACACUGAGAAAGCAAAUAACUUGGAGCAAGAUUUUGACCCUCCUCUUCCCCCUAAACUGUACACUGUCACAAAAGAAAAAUCAAGAUGUGUUUGUGUGGGCAUUGUAGAAGUUUCACUACAAAAGUGGCGAUAUUCUUCUAUCUUGAUUUAAUAUCUCUGUAUUAGGGGAAGUAAUCAAUACUUAAUCAUACUGCUGCUGUUCUGUGCAUUUACACUGGAUGCUGAAGAUUUAAAGAGCAAGGAACUACAUUAACAGCGACAGCACUGUACUUCUGAACCUGUUCCCAUCCCCAACAGGUAGUAUUAUUUUAAAGUGCACUCUGUUCUGCACAUCUAUUGAAGGGAAACAGGCUCUGAGAGCCAGGGCAUGAGUGCCAUAGCAGCCUUUUGACUUCCAGGAAAAGUGAAGGGAGCCAUUGUUAUGGAUCCAGGAAACUUAAGUCUUCACAGCACCGUGAAUAGGAGGCAUCAUCUCUUCUUUAUCUACAGAGGUGAAUGGGAACAAUUCAUGUCAUAAUGCAAUUAAAGGCCAUGUAUUGCAUCA